Carassius carassius (crucian carp) is the source of this 944-nucleotide messenger RNA. RefSeq names its product SPRY domain-containing SOCS box protein 2. The record is from RefSeq and is a predicted model, not a curated record. Lineage: Eukaryota; Metazoa; Chordata; Actinopteri; Cypriniformes; Cyprinidae. The coding region runs from base 126 to 944 and encodes 272 amino acids. Gene Ontology annotation, molecular function: protein binding. The transcript has 3 exons. Gene Ontology annotation, cellular component: SCF ubiquitin ligase complex. Gene Ontology annotation, biological process: proteasome-mediated ubiquitin-dependent protein catabolic process.
CCGGCGCUGACGUCGCGGGAGCGCGCACGCGAGAUAAGUGACGUUUAAAUGCGUGAUGAACGGCGAAAGGAACGGAGUCAGCGCGCGCUCUCACGGAAGUUGAUGUUAUUCUGCAAUCUGAUUGGAUGGGUCUCACACUGUGCUGCUUGCUGAAGGACGGCGGUCCUCAAAAACACCAUAAAUCCCGAUCAGCAUUCGGUCCGUUUUCUGUAGCCCCGCCCAUUCGCCUAGCGGUGCUGUUAGACACGCCCCCCGUUGCCCCAGGAAACCCGCGGUCACAGUGGAGCCCCACCUACCUGUCGCCCAAUCUGAAGGUGUGUCCAUCGGGGGGGCGUGUCUCUCGUGCCCGAGUGGAGCAGAGCAGCGAUGCGGUCCGUGGUGCGGUCGGCACGGCGACGGGGCUCCAUAUAUGGGAGGUGAUGUGGGAGGAGCAACAGAGAGGAAGCCACGCCGUACUGGGUGUGUCCACGCACAAAUGCACCCUUCAGUCCUCGGGCUACACGGUGUUAAUAGGAGGAGACUCGUGUUCCUGGGGCUGGGAGCUCUCGACCAAUCAGCUCUGGCAUGAUGGGAGGGCAGGGAGGCGGUACCCUGGGGGUGGAGCCAGGGGCGUCGUAAGUGUUCCAGAUCGUGUGCUAUUGGUGGUGGACGCAGACGCAGGGACGCUGGGAUACGUGGUGGACGACUGCUAUCUGGGCGUCGCCUUCCAGGACCUCCCCAAAGGGGUGGAGCUUUUCCCUGCAGUGAGCUGUGUUUGGGGCGGAGCUCAAAUCUGCAUACGCUACCUGUGUGGCAUGACACGAGACGCACCUGCUCUGGAGGCUCUGAGCCGUCUGUGUGUGCGGGGGGCCCUCGGGGGGGCCGGGCCCCGGGGCCUGAUGCUGUCGGUCCCGUCUGCUCUCCAGCGCCUCCUGCUGGACACUUCAUCUCCUCUAGUUCACUGA